Messenger RNA from Ogataea angusta, 786 nucleotides. RefSeq lists its product as uncharacterized. NCBI's taxonomy places the organism in Eukaryota, Fungi, Ascomycota, Pichiomycetes, Pichiales, Pichiaceae. Gene Ontology annotation, molecular function: holo-[acyl-carrier-protein] synthase activity; magnesium ion binding. The transcript has a single exon. The record is from RefSeq and is a predicted model, not a curated record. Gene Ontology annotation, cellular component: cytosol. The coding region runs from base 1 to 786 and encodes 261 amino acids.
AUGUGUAUGCUCCAAGAGACGGAGCAUAAUAACGGCUACGCCCCUUUUGUUGUGUUUUGGAUAGAUUUGUGCGAGUGCGGACAUUUACUUCGGGAUGAUUACCGUUUUGAGCUGCUAAUGCGAACUCUUCCGUUGACCGACCAGGCAAAGAUCCUUCGAAAAAGAGGCGCGUCAGACAAGAUCGCGUCCUUGAUCGGGGCUUUGCUGGUGCGCUACGUGUUGCUGGAGAAAAACGUGUCUGCCAAAUCAUGGCACUCUCUCGCUUUUCAGACAGGAGACCUCGGCAAGCCGUACGUUGAAAACUCAAAAUUUAAGUUUAAUCAUUCCGACGAAAAACACAUAGUGGCUGUGGCGAUCGACUUCCAGGGUGUGUCAGAAGUUGGGAUCGAUCUCGCAAACCCUGAGGACGUCGGAGACUCGCGCGAGUUUCUGACCCAUUUCGGACCAAUCUUCACCAACUUGGAGCUUGAACAGAUCGACGCGACGAUAAGUGAUCUUCCUCAAGCGUCCCAACAACAGCAUCUCUCGCUUUAUUGGGCUCUGAAAGAAAGCUACUCAAAAUUCAAAGGGGUUGGUCUCCACGGCAACCUGCAGAAAUACGAGUUCAUAAACGUCUCUCCGCCAACACCCUUGCCGCAGCAAAUUCCCGUCGCCCACCAGCAGGCAGUCUACAAAUUGCUGCCCCAUAAUACAAUCUGCAGCGUGGUGUCCUCUCGCACCAGCGUCCCGGACUUUGUAAGGGUCGACGGAGCCGAUAUGAUUGAUUACGUAACGAAUAUGCACUAG